Molecule: messenger RNA, 2146 nt
Organism: Suillus paluster
Lineage: Eukaryota; Fungi; Basidiomycota; Agaricomycetes; Boletales; Suillaceae
Product: serine palmitoyltransferase 2
Exons: 4
Coding region: 1-1884 (627 amino acids)
Biological process (GO): ceramide biosynthetic process; sphingosine biosynthetic process
Cellular component (GO): serine palmitoyltransferase complex
Molecular function (GO): serine C-palmitoyltransferase activity; pyridoxal phosphate binding
Source: RefSeq, a predicted model, not a curated record
AUGACGGCAGCGUCGUACUUGUCUGCUGUCCAACAAGCAGAAAGUUGCGCUCACACUCAUAACAAUUCCUCCGUGGCAUCUCUUUCGCUCUCCUCUUCCAUCACAGCUUCAUCCGAAGAUAUCUCUCUAAACGAGGAUGAUGAGGGGAACUGUCUCGCGUACCACUCUGCGCUUCCAACAUCUCAACAGGUUUUCACCACCGUUCACACGGAGUUUGGUCACUGCACAAACGAGGCCUAUCGUUGUGUCUCCAAGCAUGACUACACCAAACCUGCCCAGGAGCACAUCAUCGAGAAGGCCCCAUACUAUAUCCUUCUCACCACCUACAUAAGCUACCUCAUCAUAAUCUGUUUCGGUCAUAUGGGUGACUUCUUCGGAAAGCGUUUUGCGAAGUCUUAUUUCACCCACCUUAUGCCACAUAAUGGUUAUGCACCGUUGAGAUCAAAGUUUGAUUCUUUCUACAUCCGACGGCUCAAGCGUCGCAUGGAUGGCUGCUUUUCUCAGCCUGUCACAGGCGUUGCAGGCCGCACCAUUGUUAUCCUCGACCGUUACUCCACCGAUUAUAAUUAUACUCAGAUCUACACUGGUAGCAAGACACGCGCGUUGAACAUCUCAUCGUACAACUACCUCGGCUUCUCCCAGGGCCGCGGCUGCUGCUCAGAUGCAGUCGAGGAAUGCAUCCGCCGAUAUGGCGUCUCCACCUGCGGCACACGUCUUGAGAGCGGGAGCUCCGAGCUCCAUGUAUCUGCCGAAGCCCUUGUUGCGCGUUUCGUCGGCAUGGAAGAUGCGUUGAUUGGUUCUAUGGGAUUCGCCACCAACUCGACUUCCAUCCCUGCACUUGUAGGAAAGGGCUCCCUCGUUAUUUCCGACGAAUUGAACCACGCUAGUAUUCGCGUUGGUGUACGCCACAGUGGUGCCCAGGUCCGCAUGUUCAAGCAUAAUGAUAUGUCAAGUUUCGAGUCCCUCCUGCGUGAGGUGAUAAGCCAGGGCCAGCCCAAGACGCACCGUCCAUGGAAGAAAAUCUUGGUCAUCGUCGAGGGCUUGUACUCUAUGGAGGGCACGCUCGUGAACUUGCCUAGGAUUGUCGAGCUGAAGCAGAAGUACAAGUUCUACCUCUACGUUGAUGAGGCACACUCAAUCGGCGCGCUCGGUCCUCAUGGACGUGGUGUCACGGACUACUUCAACAUCCCUCCUCGUUCAAUUGAUAUCUUGAUGGGCACGUUUACCAAGUCCUUUGGUGCUGCUGGCGGUUACAUCGCAGGGCCGAAGGGUGUUAUCGAUGCUCUCCGGCUGCGUGGUCACUCGGGUCCGUAUGCAGAAGCCAUGGCGCCCCCCGUUCUCGCCCAGGUUGUUGCGUCGAUGGCCAGCAUCAUGGGCGUUGCUCCGGUAUCACAGUCUACCAAGACAGGUGCAGAAGAAUUCACAGGAAUGGCGCCUGCAAGCAUGCUGCCGACGUGGAUGAACCUUCCUCUGUCUCUCACAGACGGGUCUGAAGCUCGCAUGCGUAUCCGCCGUCUUGCCUUCAAUUGCCGAUAUCUGCACGCGGGCCUCAGGAAACUCGGCUUCAUCAUCUAUGGACAUCCCUCCAGCCCGAUUGUUCCCCUGCUCAUCUUCAACCCGGGCAAAUUAUUGAUGUUCGUGCGUAUGAUGCAUUCGCGGAGCACACCGAUUGUUGUCGUUGUCGUCGCCUACCCCGCCACUUCGUUUGUGACGACCCGUGCGCGGUUCUGUCCCAGCGCUGCACACACAAAGAAGGAUAUUGAUAUGGUAUUGCGGGCGUGUGAUGAGAUUGGCGGAAUUCUUGACUUGAAACAUGGUGCUGGCGAGCGGUGGGGGAUUGAUGAGGUCUGCGAGCGCGCAGUGGAACUUGUGCACUCGAUGUGAUCGCCUGCAUUACUGUCUCGCCUGUUCUCUCCUCAGCCAUACUUUGACCCUGUUUGUUCUAUAUAGGCUAGCCUAAUACCGACAUUUUAGCAAGGAUAAUCACAAACAAUCGCCGAAAACGUUCGGUUUCAGUGAAACACCGCAUUGAUACCUGGCUGUCAAAGCGGUUUCUUGGGAGAAAACAACAGCAUGAUAUUUCACAGUAGCACAGAUAUCCUUCAGCAAUGCACGAUGCUAGAGUACUAAUGAGCGCUGACUUCAG